AUGGAGAACCUCUCCCUCCACGACCCGCCUCCACCAGGCGAUCAACCACCACAACUCCCGCAAAUGAUCCCCCAGCUCCCACCCCAGAUGUUCACGACCGCCGCCCAGCUGCUCGAUUUAACAGACAAGAAGCUGCUGGUCGCGCUGCGAGACGGGCGGAAGCUCAUCGGUGUGCUGAGGAGCUGGGACCAGUUUGCGAAUCUGGUUCUUCAGGACACGACGGAGCGCAUCUAUGUGCAGAACCUCUACGCGGAUAUCAACAGGGGCGUCUUUCUCGUGCGCGGGGAGAACGUCCUCUUGCUCGGUGAAAUCGACCUAGACCGAGACGACGACAUCCCCGAACCGUACCAACAAGCGCCCGUCGAAGAAGUCUUUGCACUGCAGAAGAAGGAGAUGGAGGAGCGCAAGAGGAAAGAAAAGGUCCGGACGAGGAAGCUGCAGGGUUACGGUUUCGAAGGUGACAUGGGUGUUGAGGGCAUACUAUGA
Coniosporium apollinis CBS 100218 is the source of this 486-nucleotide messenger RNA. RefSeq lists its product as uncharacterized. The transcript is spliced from 4 exons. Gene Ontology annotation, cellular component: P-body; Lsm1-7-Pat1 complex. The record is from RefSeq and is a predicted model, not a curated record. Lineage: Eukaryota; Fungi; Ascomycota; Dothideomycetes. Gene Ontology annotation, molecular function: RNA cap binding. The coding region runs from base 1 to 486 and encodes 161 amino acids. Gene Ontology annotation, biological process: deadenylation-dependent decapping of nuclear-transcribed mRNA.